AUGCCUUCCGUAGUCCAAGAGCCCCAUGUGCAGGGCAGAUUGCUCCUUGUGUCGAACCGGCUCCCCAUAACUAUCAAACGCUCUGACGAUGGCUCGUACGCCUUCUCUAUGUCGUCUGGAGGGCUGGUCUCUGGCCUCAGCGGAUUGUCCAAAACUACAACCUUCGUAUGGUAUGGCUGGCCGGGCCUGGAGGUUCCAGAUGCAGAAGCUGGACCUAUGAUCCAAAAGCUACAUGAUGAAUACGGUUCUGUACCGGUCUUCAUUGAUGAUGAUCUUUCGGAGCGUCAUUACAAUGGCUUUUCCAAUUCUAUCCUCUGGCCCCUCUUCCAUUAUCAUCCCGGUGAGAUUACGUUCGACGAGUCGGCAUGGGCUGCAUACAAGGAGGUCAAUCGCCUGUUCGCGAGGGCAGUGGCUAAGGACGUACAAGAUGGUGAUCUGAUCUGGGUGCACGAUUAUCACCUGAUGUUGCUGCCAGAGAUGCUGCGGGAGGAGAUUGGAACAACGAAGAAAAAUGUCAAGAUUGGUUUCUUCUUGCACACGCCAUUCCCCAGCAGUGAGAUCUACAGAAUUCUCCCAGUUAGAGAGGCUUUACUGCUUGGGGUUCUUCACAGCGACUUGAUUGGAUUUCACACAUACGACUAUGCUAGGCAUUUCCUGAGCAGCUGUUCGAGAAUAUUGGAAACACCAACUACCCCGAACGGCGUCGAGUUCAGAGGAAAAUAUGUCACCGUCGCUGCAUUCCCAAUUGGAAUUGAUCCCGAGAAAUUCGUCGAAGGCCUAGAGAUGAAAUCAGUCAAGGACCGAAUCGCUGUUUUGGAACGCAAAUUCGAGGGAGUCAAGCUUAUUGUUGGGGUUGACCGGCUUGAUUAUAUUAAGGGAGUCCCCCAAAAGCUGCACGCUCUCGAAGUCUUCCUCACGGAACACCCUGAAUGGAUCGGCAAAGUAGUUCUCGUGCAAGUGGCCGUUCCUAGCCGACAAGAUGUCGAAGAAUACCAAAAUCUUCGCGCCGUUGUCAACGAACUUGUUGGUCGAAUCAACGGCAAAUUUGGAACCAUCGAAUUCAUGCCUAUCCACUUCCUGCAUCAAUCUGUCUCUUUCGAAGAACUUACAGCGCUAUAUGCUGUUUCCGAUGCCUGCUUGGUGUCCUCAACCCGAGAUGGCAUGAACUUGGUAUCCUAUGAAUACAUUGCUACGCAAAGAAAACGGCACGGCGUCAUGAUUCUGUCCGAAUUUACAGGCGCAGCGCAAUCUCUUAACGGUGCACUCAUCGUCAACCCGUGGAACACCGAAGAACUCGCAGGCGCCAUCCACGAUGCUGUCACCAUGUCACCCGAGCAAAGAGAAAUCAACUUUAAGAAAUUGGAGAAGUAUGUUUUCAAGUAUACUAGUGCCUGGUGGGGUGAAAGUUUCGUGAGCGAACUGGUACGGAUCAGCGAGCACGCGGGGAAGAAGCACAGGAAAUUAAGCAGUGCUCUACCAGGGCUUCUUGACGGAUGA
Hyaloscypha bicolor E is the source of this 1497-nucleotide messenger RNA. Its product is annotated as glycosyltransferase family 20 protein. NCBI's taxonomy places the organism in Eukaryota, Fungi, Ascomycota, Leotiomycetes, Helotiales, Hyaloscyphaceae. Gene Ontology annotation, biological process: cellular response to heat; trehalose biosynthetic process. The coding region runs from base 1 to 1497 and encodes 498 amino acids. The record is from RefSeq and is a predicted model, not a curated record. Gene Ontology annotation, molecular function: alpha,alpha-trehalose-phosphate synthase (UDP-forming) activity. The transcript is spliced from 3 exons. Gene Ontology annotation, cellular component: cytosol; alpha,alpha-trehalose-phosphate synthase complex (UDP-forming).